Molecule: messenger RNA, 663 nt
Organism: Papilio xuthus (Asian swallowtail)
Lineage: Eukaryota; Metazoa; Arthropoda; Insecta; Lepidoptera; Papilionidae
Product: putative odorant receptor 19b
Exons: 5
Coding region: 1-663 (220 amino acids)
Biological process (GO): sensory perception of smell; detection of chemical stimulus involved in sensory perception of smell
Cellular component (GO): plasma membrane
Molecular function (GO): odorant binding; olfactory receptor activity
Source: RefSeq, a predicted model, not a curated record
AUGGUUCACUGGGUAUCGUUAUCUACGGUUGCUAUGGACUGCAUUGCCGUUGGAUUCUACAUGCAAGCGCAACUACAACUGCAAAUGUUAAAGUACAAUUUCAUGCAUCUAGCUGAUCCAGAAGAUGAGAUCAAUGAUGAAGAUAAUGAUACAUUUGGAGUAAAAAUAUACAGAGAUUUAGAGAGUACACGAUUUGAGAAUUUGUUCCGCAGGCGAUUGAUUAUGUGCAUAAAACGUCAACAACUGAUUGUUUGGCUAGUCGAUGAAGUUGAAUCAAUAUUUGGAUCAUCAAUGGUUCUGCAAUUCCUAGUCAUGGCCUGGAUCAUCUGUAUGACUGUUUAUAAGAUAAUUGGUUUGAAUGUGAUGUCAGCGGAGUUCGUCACAAUGAUUGUGUAUUUGGGCUGUGUGUUGCUACAAUUAUUACUCUUUUGCUACUACGGAACACAACUUAAAUAUGAGAGCGAGUACGUAAAUCAAUCGAUCUACGAGUGUGAUUGGCCGGCGGUGUCGCCGCGUCUGCGUCGCCCGCUGCUCAUAAUGAUGGAGCGCUGCUACCGGCCCAUUGCACCCUGCAUUGCUUACGUGGUGCCCAUGUCACUCGAUACUUUUAUAUCUAUAGUGAAGUCAGCAUAUUCGUUGUACACGUUUCUGGAUCAGAGUUAA